Messenger RNA from Owenia fusiformis, 925 nucleotides. The record is from the annotation of a GenBank genome assembly. NCBI's taxonomy places the organism in Eukaryota, Metazoa, Annelida, Polychaeta, Sabellida, Oweniidae.
CCGACACAGGAGGCGAUCCUCAACCCAUACAAUAAACGAAUCGGACAAUAUAACAGUUAAGAAAAGUGAGUCGAAUGGACGGCGAUUGUCAUUUAAUGACAUUUUAGCAAACGAGCAUGGGAGCCUUCCGAAAUUCACUCGAUCAAUAAGUUCAACAUGUACUGGCAGUCGCGAUACGUCAAGGGCGACGACUCCAAUGAGCACGCCUUCGCCAACCAUUAGCAUAACAGCGCCUUUCGAGGGCUUCCAGAACACAAGGACACUGACUCGAAGGAACUCGUUUUCACAAGAUAUCAAGUCAUUCAACGUAUUUGUGAAGGUACUGCUUGUUGCAAUAUUCCUAAGUGUUGGACUAGGAGUGUACUUCAAACUGAGAAAAAUUGAUUUUAUGUAUUGAACAUGUUAUGUUGUUAGCCUUACGCCAGGCAUAGUGCAAUGCUUUUAUGAACUACAAAUAAAAUAUUACAUUAAGAAUGGAUACCAGUAUAUUAAAAUGAUUCGAUUCUGUGUAAUAAUAUACAAAUGCUUCAGGUAUUGCUGAAUGAGGUAUGAUGGCAAUACCAGCUAGUUUUCUGUUUCAAUUGUAAAUCCUUGUAAACGGGACUGUUGACGAAAUCCCUUGACGUUUGGAAAUCGGAAAAAGCUAACAAACUUUUCCAAAUUGUCCUAAUUUUUCUGGUUCAUAGUCUUCAUAUCAUUCCUCGUAAUUGAAAUGUUAAAUUUUCUAAGAAUUUAUUUGUUUACUUUAUUUCAGAUAGUUUUUGAUAUUUUAGAUAAUAUCCAAAUUGUUUUUUUGGUCCUAAACUUCACCAUGACAACAUACAAUAAAAUAUCAUGAUUCUUUUUGAGAUGUAUGUUUAAAAUGAUAAUAUGAUAAAUGAUAAGGAAUGUUGCUUGCAAUAUUGUCCAUUCUUUUAUCCCGUCC